CCGUCCGUGAGGGCAGCAGCGAUGCUCUCCGUUCCGCGGCGCCGGCGGUGUGGGGCGGGCCCGUCGGGUCCUUGAGGCGGCGCUGAGAGACACCUUCCGCAGCCCCGCCGCCACCAUGCCGUGCACCUGCGGGAACUGGCGGCGCUGGAUCCGGCCUCUGGUGGCCACGGUCUACGUCGUGGGGCUGCUGCUGGCGGUGCCGCUCUGCGUGUGGGAGAUGCAGAAGCUGGAGGUUGGAAUCCAUACCAAGGCAUGGUUUAUUGCUGGGAUAUUUUUAUUGAUGACAAUACCAAUAUCUCUUUGGGGAAUAUUGCAACAUUUAGUUAAUUAUAAUCAACCUGAAUUACAGAAACCAAUAAUAAGGAUUCUAUGGAUGGUGCCAAUUUACAGUCUAGACAGCUGGAUAGCAUUGAAAUAUCCCAGCAUUGCAAUAUACGUGGAUACUUGUAGAGAAUGCUAUGAAGCGUAUGUCAUCUAUAACUUCAUGGUCUUUCUUUCAAAUUACCUGACCAAUCGGUAUCCAAAUCUAGUGUUAAUCCUAGAAGCCAAAGAUCAGCAAAGGCAUCUGCCACCAUUGUGUUGCUGUCCACCAUGGGCUAUGGGAGAGGUGCUGUUGUUCAGGUGCAAGCUUGGUGUUUUGCAGUAUACAGUAGUCAGACCAUUCACCACCAUUAUUGCUUUAAUAUGUGAAUUGGUUGGUGUAUACGAUGAAGGAAACUUUAGCUUCAAAAAUGCUUGGACCUAUUUGGUUUUUUUCAACAAUAUCUCCCAGCUUUUUGCCAUGUACUGCCUUGUGUUGUUCUAUAAAGUACUGCGGGAAGAACUAAACCCAAUCAAACCUGUAGGGAAAUUUCUGUGUGUAAAGAUGGUGAUUUUUGUUUCUUUUUGGCAAGCUGCACUUAUUGCAUUGUUGGUGAAAGUCGGUGUUAUCUCUGAAACACACACAUGGGAAUGGAAAAGUGUUGAAGCAGUGGCAACUGGUCUACAGGAUUUUAUUAUCUGCGUGGAGAUGUUCUUUGCUGCAAUUGCUCAUCACUACAGUUUUUCCUACAAACCUUAUGUGCAGCAAGCUGAAGAAGGAUCAUGCUUUGAUUCUUUUCUUGCAAUGUGGGAUAUUUCUGAUAUCAGGGCAGAUGUAACUGAACAAGUUCGCAAUGUUGGAAGAACAGUUUUUGGUCAGCCAAGAAAAAUGUUUUUUGGUGAAGAUUAUGAACAGAAUGAACAUACAAGUUUGCUGUCAUCAUCUACCCAGGAUCCAAUUUCUACUGCUUCUUCAGUACCAUCAUCACCUGUGGGCCACUAUCAAGGGUUUGGACAUACGUUGACUCCAACAAUGCCUCCUGAACCAGUAUUUGAUGGCUUAUGUAAAUCAGCAGAAGAAAGUGAGAAUCCUCCAAUAGAGAAGCCUCUGGAUGAAAGUUAGACAACUCUUUUCUCAAAUGUUUUGUGAUUUGCCGGGAUGAUGCUAUGUUUGUCAGCUGCACCAAGUGGCACAUAAAACAAAACAGAUGUUAUUUGAUUUUAAAUGGGGAAUUUCUAAACCAUCAUUGAAAGAGCGUAUUGGUGCCAGACAUGUAAUUAAAUUAUUACUGUAAGUUGAGUAGCCAAUGCUGCUUGGUUCAAAAACCUGCCUCUGAAAUUGGAGUGAGGUAGAAAGUUCCUGAUGUUGACUUCCCUCUCAAAGUAAUUGCACCAUCCCAGAAUACCGUCUUAUCAGCAUGCCAGAAUUGUUGCUGAGCUGCUGGAGACCUUAGCUGGAGCAGUAAAUGAAAUCAUUCUUUUAACAAUACUGGCAUAUUUGUGGCACAGUCCAGUUAAGCAGAAGUACUUGGAUUUGAGCAUUAUAUGCUGCAUUGGCUCUAAAUUUUGUUGUUAAUGUAUUAAGUGUAUCUUGGUCUUUCACACCCUGGAAGUUGCUCUGGAGGGUAGUAAUCUACUACUGCUUCCUGUUAGCAGAGAGAUUACUACUAGCACAACAGAACUCCUCCCCACACCCUCCCCAGAUCUGUCACAGAGGAUUGAAGAAACAGAUUUAGGGGGUGCACAGGGUGAGGUGGGGAAUUCCUGUUGUUUGUGGUAGUUCUUGUGCUAAUAGAACUACUUAAUGCUAAACUGAACCCAACUUGGAGUCUAAAGGCAUUCUAAUUAGGGAGUUAAAAUGAAACAAGGCUUUUUACUGGAAAACUGAUCAGUGUUCCUGUAUUUUUGUCUCAAAAAAACUCAUAGGAUACUUACCAAUGGCUCAUCAAUUAAUCUGUGCUCCUCUUAUCAUGCGGAUACCAUUUUAAUGCCUACUAUUCUUGAAUUUAUAGUAUAUUUGCCUUCCAAAAAUGUAUCUAGAAUCAAGUAAGCUUUGAAAUACUAAUACAGAAUGUAACAACUUAUUGUUUUAAGGACUUGCACAUCUGAUCAACAAAAGGGACUUGUUACCCAUUACCACAUUUGUAUCUGCAUUGCAUGCUUGCUGUCUUACCUUCAUAUAAAAUGCUGCAGCAAGGUUUACAUUAAGUGGCAUCUUCAGAGAGAACUCAAGCUAUUUUUAGCAUUCAGGUGCCCUUUACAGGAAUUGAGUUUUUAACUGUUUUGUGGCUGCUACGGUGAACUCAUCCUACAAGUGCUUUUGCAGUACUAGUGUGUUAUGUAAAUACUUGGCCUUAUUCACUAGGCUGCUUAUUUUAUGGAUAAAUUUGGUGUGUCCUUAAAGUGGUUAAAGGGCAAAUCAUUGCCUUUAUUGUACAUAAUGAAAUAAAAUUUUAUUAACUCUUA
Messenger RNA from Lacerta agilis (Sand lizard), 2766 nucleotides. RefSeq names its product transmembrane protein 184C (gene TMEM184C). The record is from RefSeq and is a predicted model, not a curated record. The coding region runs from base 116 to 1423 and encodes 435 amino acids. Gene Ontology annotation, molecular function: transporter activity. Gene Ontology annotation, biological process: transport. The transcript is spliced from 10 exons. Lineage: Eukaryota; Metazoa; Chordata; Lepidosauria; Squamata; Lacertidae.